GAUCUGCCCGUAACCACUCCACAGGCUCUGGAUUGUUGCCCCCACACGCAGGGACGAGGCACCACACGCCUGCAGGACCAGAUCCUGGUACUCCUGUUUCAUCUUCCCGGUCAGAGCUGAAUGAAGGAGCAGUCAUGGGAAUUCACCUAAUUCUUCUGUCAAGUCUAUGGCCUCUGAUUCUGUGUGUGCCCCAGCAUCGGUACGUCUUAAUCCAAACUCCCAAAACCUGGUUCGAUGCACAGAGCUACUGCAGACAGAACUGUUUGGACCUGGCCACAAUAAAUGACAUGGGAGAGAUGAAAAUGGCGCUGGCAGCUGUCCAGGACAAAUACAGCAAUGCUGUGUGGACAGGGCUUUAUCUGGGGACCACUCUUAUGUCGUACUGGUCUCUGGCAGACAACGAUUUCUACAAACCCGGAGAGAGAGAUUAUAUGACUUGGGCCAAUAGUAAUCUCUGUCAAUGUGGUGCAUUUCUAGAUGGGAAACUGUACAUGGUUUUGUGUGCAUCAUCACAAUAUCUGAUUUGCUUUGAUGGAAGUCAACAGGGUCUUCAACAAUAUGUUCUCAUUAAGCAAACGAUGAGUUGGACAAAUGCUCGGGACUAUUGCAGGACGUACCACACAGACCUAGUCAGUGUGAGGAACGCCAGUGAAAGCCAGAUACUCCAGCAAAUAGCUGCUGGCCUGCAGGUGUGGACUGGCCGCUUCAGAGACCCUUGGAUUUGGUCAGACCAGGCUUACUCCUCCUUCAGAUACUGGAGGCCAAGUGAAGCUGUUUAUACUGACAUCAGCACACUUCCCUGUGUUGGCAUGUUAAAAACUGAAUCUGGUAAAUGGGGAGACCUGUCGUGUAAUGAAGUGCAUCCGUUCCUCUGUAGCUGCCCCAUUCAGUUACAUUUUUUUAGAGUGAAGAUCAGCUCACAAGACACCAGCCUGGAUCUAAAUAUACCAGAGGUGCAAAACACCAUAUUGCAGCAAAUUAAACAGAUGAUGAAUAGUAAGAAUGUGACUGACGUUAUCCAGUUCAAGUGGAUGAAGAAUCCUGAUGGAAGCGUUUUUACCAAGGAACUCUGCAUCCAGAUCCUCCAGCACCAUCAGCAUUUUGUGGAAACUUCACGUUUGACCACCACGGAGGACGGUCGCAGCCCUGCAACUGGCAGUCCCAACUCGAGUGAUGGAGGACGCCCCCAGUGCAAUCACUCUAAGACGAAAUUGGUCCAACAGAAAACAGGUGUGACCGAGGAGGGAGGAGAUCGGGUUCCAGUGCCAAUUCCAGGAGGGUACGGAGGUGGAGCCAGGGGAAAGGAGGAGGCCUAUGUCUUAAGAACAAUCAUGGGAGGAAUCAUAGAUCUAUUGCUGCUACUAAGUACUAUAAGUCUAUGGCCUCUGAUUCUGUGUGCGCCCCAGCAUCAGUACAUCUUAAUCCAAACUCCCAAAACCUGGUUCGAUGCACAGAGCUACUGCAGAGAGAACUAUUUGGACCUGGCCACAAUAUACGACAUUGGAGAGAUGAAAAUGGCGCUAACAACUGUCCAGGACAAAUACAGCGAUGCUGUGUGGACAGGGCUUUAUAAGGGGACUACACUAAACUGGUACUGGUCUCUGGCAGACAACGAUUUCUACAAACCUGGAGAGAGAGAUUAUAUUAUUUGGGGAAAUUACACAUCUUACAGCUGUGGUGGUUUCAAAGACGGUAAAAUGUAUAUGGUUAACUGCAUGAUGCCAUCCUCUUCAGUUUGCUUUGAUGGAAGUCAAAAGGGUCUUCAACAAUAUGUUCUCAUUAAGCAAACGAUGAUUUGGACAAAUGCUCGGGACUAUUGCAGGACGUACUACACAGACCUAGUCAGUGUGAGGAACGCCAAUGAAAGCCAGAUACUCCAGCAAAUAGCCGCUGGCUUGCAGGUGUGGAUUGGCCUCUUCAGAGACCCUUGGAUUUGGUCAGACCAGGCUUACUCCUCCUUCAGAUACUGGAGGCCAAGUGAAGCUGUUUAUACCAGCAUCAGUGUACCUGCCUGUGUUGCUAUGUUAAAAAAUGAAUCUGGCGAAUGGAAGGACCUGUCGUGUGAUGAAGUGCAUCCAUUCCUCUGCAACUGCCCCAUCAAAAGAUUUUUUAAAUUGAGGAUUCUCUCACAUAAUUCACAUCUGGAUCUAAACCAACCUGUCAUACAAAAUGCCAUCUUGAAGCAGAUGCUAAAUAACAAGAAUGUGACAAAUGUUAUCCAGUCAAAAUGGAUGAAGAAUCCAGAUGGAAGUGUUUUUACCAAGGAACUCCCCCAGGAAGCCUCAACAGAGGGCUGUCAGAUUAAUUCUGAGCUCCAUCUGUAAUAGACUUUUUCUUUGUCAUGAUUAUAAGUGGUUAAUACUAAUUAACCGCUUACAGUAUAAGCCUUUGUUUUCCUAUUUUGCCAACUUACAAGCACCUUGGUGUCCUUCAUAUUACUGAUGUAUAAGUUUAUUCAUCUGCUUUAUUGAUGAGAUAUUAAAUGUUAAAGCAUAAAAAUGUUAAAGCAUAAAAAAGCACAUAUGUAGGACUCAUGUCUAAGAUGCGUUUUUUUUAGUACCGAUUAAACUUUCUAUACAACCGUGGAACAAUUUAUUGUAGGUAAAGUAGGGGGAGAUGUGUUUCGGUCAUAAUCAUACAGACCUUAAAAUUAUGGUUGUUUAUUAUGAUUGUGUUUUUAGUUUAUUUUAAUUUUAUUUCUUUAAUAAAAGAAAAUCAUUAAUACCGGGGAAAAGGUUAAACUAACUGUUAGUUGGAACUUAUUGUACAACUUCCCGACAAGCUGGAGACAAUGGUACAUUGCAAGUGACAGCUCGAUUUGAGCCAAGUUUCAUGCCCGGGACUCAUCAGGAAUAUACUAUAGUAAUAUGCUUGCUGUAUGUGGGAUUUGUUGGGUUUAGUUGUGUGAGGUCUUAAACCUUACUUUGUAAAGUGCCCUGAGAUAACUUUGUUGUGAUUUGGCGCUAUAUAAAUAAAAUUGAAUUUAAUUGAAUUGAAUUGAAUUUUUAAAAACAGUUUGGUAAUUAGGUUUGUGUGGAGC
Messenger RNA from Betta splendens (Siamese fighting fish), 3040 nucleotides. RefSeq lists its product as uncharacterized. The record is from RefSeq and is a predicted model, not a curated record. The coding region runs from base 135 to 2324 and encodes 729 amino acids. Lineage: Eukaryota; Metazoa; Chordata; Actinopteri; Anabantiformes; Osphronemidae. The transcript is spliced from 13 exons.